AUGUAUUGGAUUCAAUGUAUUGAAAAUGGACCAAGCCGAGUGAAUCAUGCUGCUGGUGCAUUAGAUAAUUAUAUUUAUUCAUUUGGUGGUUAUUCUCACAAAGAAGAUUAUACACAAGUUACUCCAAUUGAUAUUCAUAUUUUUAAUAUUCAUACAUUAAAAUGGUAUUUAUUAUCAAAACCUCAACGAAAUGAUUCACAAUAUAAUGUAACACCUUUUUCAAGAUAUGGACAUACAAUUGUUAUAUAUAAACGAAAAUUUUAUUUAUGGGGUGGACGUAAUGAUCAUCCUGUUGCUUGCAAUCGUCUAUUUUGUUUUGAUCCUAGAUCUCGUCAAUGGUCUAUUGUAUCAAUUGUUGGUGAUUUUGUUCCAACACCACGUGAUGGUCAUUCUGCAUGUGUUAUUAAUGAUCGAAUGUAUAUAUUUGGUGGAUUUGAAGAUCAUAGUCAACAAUUUUCUAAUGAUCUUUUUUAUUUUGAUUUUAAUAAAUCAUCUUGGCAUUAUCGUCAUCCAAAGAUAGGUGAUGUUAUACCUCAACAGCGUGAUUUUCAUUCAGCUACAAAUUUAGAUGGUCAAAUGUAUGUAUUUGGUGGACGAUUUGAUCAUAUUGGACCUCAACAAACAACACAAAAUAUAUAUGAUGAUCGUCUUUAUUCUUUUAAUCCUGAAUAUAAUUCAUGGUCAUUAAUAACAGCAAAAGGAGAAAUUCCAUGUGGAAGAAGAUCACAUUCUGCUUUUGUUCAUGAUGGAAAAUUGUACAUAUUUGGUGGUUAUAAUAAUGUAAUUGGUUCACAUUUUAAUGAUUUAUAUGAAUUUAAUCCAUUAACAUUAGAAUGGCAUCAUAUUAAACCUCAUGGUAUUGCAAAUCCAGUACCAAGACGACGACAAUGUUGUCUUGUUAUUAAUGAUAGAAUGUAUAUGUUUGGUGGAACAAGUCCAAUAUCAACAUCAACAUAUAUAAAUCAUUUCAAUGAAAUACAAAAUACAGAAGUUCUUCGAACAACACUUUAUGAUCAAAGUGAUCUUUAUGUAUUGGAUAUUGCUCCAACAUUAAAAACCUUAUGUUUAUUUUUUCUUGCAAAAGGACGAAUUAAUAUAAAUAUUCUUCCAGAAAAAUUUCAUCAAGAAUAUCAAUUAUUUGCAAAAUCAACUUUAAUUCGACAACGUUCAUCAGGAGAAACCAGUGGAUAA
Messenger RNA from Rotaria sp. Silwood1, 1191 nucleotides. Lineage: Eukaryota; Metazoa; Rotifera; Eurotatoria; Philodinida; Philodinidae. The record is from the annotation of a GenBank genome assembly.